CUUUUUACUUUCUUUCUCUCUCUCACAAUAUAACACCACUGAUUCACUCAAAAUCACACUUCUGAAUCACCAAUUCAAUGACCGAAUUUCUUUGUGUUCGAAGUGAUCAGCAUACGGUGACAUCAAUAGUUACAGGACUACGAUUCAGAGCAACAUGUAGCGUCACCAUAGAUCGAGAUGGCAUGGCAAGCCUUUGUCGGGGUGAACGAAUGACGCGUGGAGAGUUACUACCAGAAUUCGAUGGACGUAAGCGAUGAUGUACCAGAUUUGACCGAAUCAAAUUCACACGAUGGAAGCUCAGGGGAAAAAAUAGAAAGAGCUCAUGUACCAGUAAAAUGUAAAAAGCAGAUUGAAAAGUUUUACCUAAGGCAGGAUUUACCACGAACGUUUCCUGGUCAUCCUGCGUUAAAUGAGGAAGGUAGGAACUAGGCGGUUGCUUUUAGCUUAUGCUCGGCGCAACCCUGAUGUUGGCUAUUGUCAGGCAAUGAAUUUUUUUGCUGCAAUGUUGCUGCUAAUGAUGCCUGAAGAAAAUGCCUUUUGGACUUUGGUGGGUAUGAUUGAUGGUUACUUUUACUUUGAUGGAUACUUUACAACCGACAUGAUAGAAUCCCAGGUCACGACGCUACGAAACCAACCGGUGAAGUUUACGACGCAGGACACGCAAAGUUGUAACUAAGGUGGAUGUACGUGCGGUCUUACUCUUGCUUCUGGAUGUCGUUUAUGAUUUUAGCUAUGUUAUGUCAAGACUCCUGUGCCUAUUUUGUGGGAUUUGGUCAUUAUAUUCCACCCUGUGUGGUGAUAUAAUAAUCAAAGCCUUGAUGUUCGUCUUUUAAAUAAAGUUGUAAACUUUUAAAACAAUUAUUAGUCAUGUGAUGUAAACACUUAUCUUGAACUA
This is a messenger RNA of Helianthus annuus (common sunflower), 895 nucleotides long. Its product is annotated as TBC1 domain family member 2B. NCBI's taxonomy places the organism in Eukaryota, Viridiplantae, Streptophyta, Magnoliopsida, Asterales, Asteraceae. Gene Ontology annotation, molecular function: GTPase activator activity. The transcript has 8 exons. The record is from RefSeq and is a predicted model, not a curated record. Gene Ontology annotation, biological process: activation of GTPase activity. The coding region runs from base 410 to 676 and encodes 88 amino acids.